Messenger RNA from Octopus bimaculoides (California two-spot octopus), 3933 nucleotides. RefSeq lists its product as uncharacterized. Gene Ontology annotation, biological process: regulation of transcription by RNA polymerase II. The record is from RefSeq and is a predicted model, not a curated record. Gene Ontology annotation, molecular function: DNA-binding transcription factor activity, RNA polymerase II-specific; RNA polymerase II cis-regulatory region sequence-specific DNA binding. NCBI's taxonomy places the organism in Eukaryota, Metazoa, Mollusca, Cephalopoda, Octopoda, Octopodidae.
AUACAGAUGUGUGUGGAGAGAGAGAGAAAUGAGAAGACUAAAAGAAGGUAGUCGAAAUUAAGAGAUAUUGAGGAAAGAGAGAGAGGAAAGAAGGAGAAAAUGGGAAGGAUUCGCAGAGAAAUGAAAUAGAAUGUUAAAGAGAAACAAGAAACCAUUCGGAAAGUGCGUGAGAUGAAAAAGAAAGAAAAAACUAGAGUGAGAGACACAGUGCGAGAGGUGAUCAGGGAUUAGAUUUUUUUUUAAAUAACGGAAAAUAUAAUUGUCUGCUAAAGAUAAGGAGAAUGAGAGAAAAGAAGAGACUGCUGGGUAAGAAACAGAAGUUGUAGAUAGAGAUGAAUAGAUGAAAUAAGUGUCAAAACAAUUCAUCUGAAAAGAGGGGAAAAUUAUCAAAAGAGAUAAAAUAUGAGGGGUAAAAAGGAAUAAGUGAAAUAUAGAGAAAUGUACGAGAAUGAAAUAAAUAAUCAAAAAUCUACCAAAAAUAAAAGGAUAAAAAAGAGAAAAAAAAAGAGUUGCUGAAGAAAAAAAUUAAUAGAAAGGAAAGCUUGCGUGAAAGAGGGGAUUAAUAGUAAAGGAAGCUUGAGUUCAGGGUGAAAGAGAGGAUUACGUGAUAGAAAGCGAAGCUUGAGUGAAGGAGAGAGUGAAAGAGAGAGGGAGUGAGUCUGCCUCGAGUCGAGGUCCAGCCGAGUCGAGCGGAGUUAAUCGGCAUUUCACCUGUCAUGUGACCAAUAUGGAGGACAAACUUCCUCCCGGUACACACACGGAGCGUCAAAGAUUCAUUUGACUGCGGCCAUGCUGGAACACUGCCUUUAGUCGAACAAACUGACCCCAGGACUUAUUGUUUGUAACCUUUGUUUGAUUCCACUGGUGGAAGAACGGUUGCCUCUUCAGUGCUCUGCUGCUUUGCCAUGAGGAAACCCCUCACAUGUGUCUCAUAAUGGGCACAUCCAUUAUAGAAGUUAUCAUCUUGUAAUGAAAUGGAAGAGGAGAGCAAUGUCAUAUAUUUCAGUAUUCAUUGACAAAGGACACUUUUUUUUCUUGCUACAGCUGAAGAUGUGAGAAGAUAAAGCAAGACAGCAGUUACUUGAUAAACAAGGGCAAAUGAUGUUCUGUGAUCCAUAUUGAACUCAUAGCAUACCAAGAGUCUUGUCAUUACAUUAAUUUUAUAUAUAUAUAUAUAUAUAUAUAUAUAUUUAUAUUUAUAUAUGAAAAUGUUAAUGCUGGCAUACUUUUGUAUUAAUACCAAAAUCUAGAGUAUUAUUGCCACAUUCAAGACUGUCUCAAUCUUGAUACAAUAUUUAUGUAGUUAAACACACAACAUAUAAUAACCCCCAUGCUCAUACUAUAAACACACAAUGUCAAAGACCAAGAUAUCAACACUUGCCAAAUUCUGAUUUCAGUUUUCAUUAAAGAAGGGUGUGACAUUGGACUUUAUUUCAGCUCAUAUUUAUACCCAUGCUACCUAAUGUCUACAGUAGUAGCUAGAUAGUUUUAGUAUCUCAAAAGGUAGUUGAUGGCACACUCUAUUAGACAUUGAUUCUAAUGAACUACUCAGUGGAGUUCUAUAACUCCAUUGUUCCUUAGGGUAGCAAGAAUUGUUUAUCUAUUUUCUCUUCCUCACUCUCUCUAUCUGUCUUCAACUUCCUUGCUAAUAAUUUUUAAAUUUUUCACCUUAUCUCUCAGUUUUAAAGGCCAGUAGUUUUUAUUUAUUUAUUUUUUUUUUGUAAGAAAAUCAUCAUCUUCAUCCAUUCCUUGUGUCUCACCGUUCCAUUCAGCUAACUAGUCACACUUCAUUACAUUUCAGCAUGCAUUACUGUCACCUCCCAUCAGCUGCAAUAUCUAUGCAUUAUAUAUCUUUAACUAUUUUAUAACAUCUCUAUUGAAAUUGUGCAGCAGUUGCAAUGUUCACUUCCAGAAAUCAGCUGGACAUUUGUCUAGUCAAUCGAUGGCUCAAAAUACUUUGGUCACAUUACUGCUAACAUUGCUGUGAAACUGCUAAGAUAAUAGGGCCACUACUGCACCAGACCAAACACUGCUACCUCAUUGUUCCGCAUUACAUUAAUUACACACCACUCUGUCAUUAAUCCCUAGCACUCGCUGCAAUUUCCACCUGACCGUUCUUAUACAAAAAAAAAAAAUCACAUAGUCGUGUGUGCAAGCACACAUGCACGCACACAUGCGUGCAACCUAACCUCCCCUAUUUUUUGCAUUCUCCAUUAUGAAUCACAUGAUCAACACAUCGAACUUUGAACUUUCUGAGGCCAUCCACAAUAUGGAGCGGUCACACAGCUGUGACAUCUGUGGCAAGGGUUUCACCCGCUACGAUAACUUGGAGCGGCACAGGCUGUCCCAUCGGGUUGACAAACCCUUCCGCUGUGACACUUGUGGCAAGAGUUUUUCACAGAAAUCCCACCUGAAGCAGCAUAAGGUAAUCCACACAGGUGUGAAACCAUUCAAAUGCCAUUUGUGUGGAUCAGCCUUCAGCCAAAAUGGCAACUUGACACGUCAUAUGAAGACUCAUGGCAUUGCCCCAACCAUCAGCACACAGCACCAUGACAACCAGAGUGAAACAUACAUGCACACACAUUCGCAAAUCUAUGCAAACGAUAAGCCUUUUAAGUGCAACGUCUGCGGUGCAGCUUUUUCUCGAAAUGGUGACCUCACGCGACAUUUUCGCACUCAUGAGGAGUCACUCCUACCGCAGAACAACCCAAAUUUUAAUUCUGGAUAUGGGAGCAGUAGUGGAAGUGGAGGGAACAGCAGUGGGGGAAGAGGUGGUGGUAGCGGUGGUGAUGGUGGAGGAGGUGGUGGGAGUAGCGGAGGUGGAAACCCGGGGUUCAGCUCUUCAUACAACAAUAAUGACAACCCUUUCAACUGCCGAGCCUGCUGGAAGGCUUUCACUGAGCGAACUGAUGCAGGACUACAUGAGCGCAUUCAUGCUGCACUUUUGCCAUACCGGUGCGAACUAUGUGGCAAGGCCUUCGCUGAGAACAGCUACCUAACUCGCCACAAGAGGGCGCACACAAGGGAGAAGCUGUUCAACUGCGAAGUCUGCAACAAGUCAUUUAGUCAGAAGUCACACUUGAAGGUACAUCAUCGCAUCCACACAGGCGAACGACCAUUCAGGUGUGGGCUGUGCGGCUAUGCAUUCGCUCGCAAAGACCAUCUGGAGCGGCAUCAGAGGAACAACAAAAACGGUGGUAAACUAAGCUGUGUGCCACGGCAGCAGCAUGCAACAUCAGCAACCACUGUAGCCACUACUGUCCCUGCCAAUGACAGUGGACAACAAGUGUCCUCUAAUGCCGGCAGCACAAUCAGUGUGUCGCAGCAGACCACGUCACACGAGGUGCAGCCUCAACAAGAUGCAGAUGUGCCUCAUUAUAUGAAUAUAUGACCCUGUCGAGAACAGAAAUGUAUCCUGGGGAAUUGGUUGUAGCUGGUCAGCUUAAUUGGAGGUGGAGGGGGAAUCAAGAAAAAAGCAAUGAACAUUUCAGCCAUUUGGGCCAUUGCUGUCCACUGGUCAAGUUUAGUUGACUUUUUUAUUGUUUAUUUUUUUGUUUUUAUAUUUUUCUCCAUGAUUUCCUCCUCCUCUUGUUCUACAGUGAUGAUGAUAGUGAUGGCAAUGGUGAUUGUUCAACUAUAUCUCCACCUUCUCCCACCUCUAAUCCUUUCUCUCAUUAACUUUUACUUAAUCUCUUUUUUCCCUUUCAGUUUCACUUUUCUCCACCCCAUCCUCUGUAUCAAGGACAAUAUUACACACUGAAUGUUCUAUGCCGCCAGAACAAACCAAAGAAAAGAAACCAAUGCACACACACACACACAUACACACACACACACACACAAGGUAACAUUGAAAGAGAAGGAAGAGGAGUUGGUGGAGAAGGUUAAACAAUAACAACAAAACUAAAAGAAAACAAACAAAACUGAUAUUUUGAA